Cuculus canorus (common cuckoo) is the source of this 1857-nucleotide messenger RNA. RefSeq names its product KLF transcription factor 8 (gene KLF8). NCBI's taxonomy places the organism in Eukaryota, Metazoa, Chordata, Aves, Cuculiformes, Cuculidae. The transcript is spliced from 5 exons. Gene Ontology annotation, biological process: regulation of transcription by RNA polymerase II. Gene Ontology annotation, molecular function: RNA polymerase II cis-regulatory region sequence-specific DNA binding; DNA-binding transcription factor activity, RNA polymerase II-specific. The coding region runs from base 16 to 1143 and encodes 375 amino acids. The record is from RefSeq and is a predicted model, not a curated record.
UUCCCCAUUUUCUUGAUGUGGAAAACACCGGCAAAUAAAGUCCUUAAGGCUCGUUUUGGAGUGUUAGGAAGCACGCACACUUCCUCAGCCUGGGGAACACAAGGAGUGAGCUCCAUCGAUCCUGUGCAGCUGGGCAGGAGCUGGGAAGGGGGCCAGGGGAAGGCAACGCCUGCCAUGAGCUCGUCGGCGCUGCUGGCUGAGGGCCCCCUUGACCCACCCGUGCUGCUUGCCGACAUCAAGACCGAGCCCCCCGAGGAGCUCCUGGCCAGUGAUUGUGGCCAGCCCCAAGCCGAGCCCGUCGAUCUCUCCCUCAACAAGUCCAAGACGGCCGCAGCCCCGGCCCCUCCGCCACCGCCCCCCACCUCGGUCCAGUCCUCUCCAUUGCUGGUGGCUCCCCCGCUCCCCACACCUGCUGCCGUCUCCAUCGCGCCCUCUGGCCUCAGCUCCACCUCGGCCAUCCCGGCUGUCCUCUCGCCCGGCUCCAUCCUGGCCUCCACGCAGGGCAGUGGUGGGCAGCAGAUCCUCCACGUCAUCCACACCAUCCCCUCCGUCAACCUGCCCAGCAAGAUGGGCAACCUCCAGACCAUCCCUGUGGUGGUCCAGUCCCUCCCUGUUGUCUACACCACCAUGCCCACCGACGGCGUCACCGCCAUCACUGUACCCCUCAUCGGCGGGGACGGCAAGAAUGCCGGGUCUGCUUUUCUUUCCCGCCCCCCACCAGUGAAGAUUGACCCGGGCUCCAUGUACCCCAUGGCCAUGAGCAGUGACAGUGAGGACAGUGCCUCCGAGAGUGGCCCAGCCCCUUUCCAGGACCUUCAGAGAGACAGGCCAGCGGCACGGGGACAGCGAGCCGAAUCCCCCGACCUGAAGAAGCGUCGCAUCCACCAGUGCGACUUUGAAGGCUGCAAUAAGGUCUACACCAAAAGCUCCCACCUCAAAGCUCACCGGCGGAUACACACGGGUGAGAAGCCCUACAAAUGCACCUGGGAAGGCUGCACCUGGAAGUUCGCCCGCUCGGAUGAGCUGACCCGGCAUUUCCGCAAGCACACGGGCAUCAAGCCCUUCCGCUGCUCAGACUGCGACCGCAGCUUCUCCCGCUCCGACCACCUGGCCCUUCACCGCCGGCGGCACAUCAUGAUGUGAGGAGCUGAGGUGUCCAGCUGGGAUGGGGGGGACAGUGGAAAACAGAGGUGCAUCCCUCCCUGCUCCUCCCUGCGUGGUGGAAGGACAGUGGGAGCGGAGAGGCUGAGCUUUGCCUGGCAGCGAGUGACCUGAGCCCCACCGGUGCAAGAUGUAAAAAAGAUGGUUUCUGGACUGGUCCUCCUUCUCCCUUGCUCCUAUUUCUUGUUUUUUUCCUGGGCUUCUCCUCCCCACUCGCAACAUCCAGAGGCUUCUCCUUCACUCCUCACCCAGGAUCCAUCCAGCAGCGGCCUCCAGACCUGCACAUCUGCCUCUUCAGCCUCCAUCUCCUGUGCUCGCUGUCCCCUGCCCCAUCCCAGUUGGCAAAAUGUGGGGCUGUGGCAAGGCCAGAGACGGGGGGGGCUCUGCCACCACCCCCUGCAGUAGCUGCCAGCCUCUUCCCUCUCCGGAGAGCCUCUGUGCCUCAUCCCCAGCCUGUCCUGUCUCUGCAGGAGAAGGGACCCUGGCACAUCACCUGCCUCGGUGUGGGAGGUGCUGGGGGCAUGCAGGAAGGCCAAGAAGAGAUGAAAAAGACAGGAGGAGGAGGGGGAAAACCCAGCAACCCAACAGCAUCCCCCGAACAAGACCACCACCACCCAGAAAAGGGAAACUUUGCGGAACGUGGAACUGUGAUUUUAUGAAAUUUUAAGGGAGAGGGGAGACCUGGGGGGGUUGGGG